Prorocentrum cordatum is the source of this 930-nucleotide messenger RNA. The record is from the annotation of a GenBank genome assembly. Lineage: Eukaryota; Dinophyceae; Prorocentrales; Prorocentraceae.
AUGGCGCCCGAGCUGCUCACGGGGGUGGCCGUCCCCCCCGCCGCGGCCGCCGACCUGUACUCUUUCGGGCUGCUGGCCUACUUCAUCGUGACCGGGCGCCGUCCUUUUGAGGGCGCGAGCAGGGACAGGGUGCUGAGGCGACUGCGGCGCGGCCAGCCGCCGAGCCUGGCGUGGCCCGUGCCCGCCGCCGACCUCUCGCGCGCCUGCCGGCCGGUGGUGGAGCAGUGCACGCAGCCGAGGCCUUCGCUGCGCCCCACGGCGCAGCAGGUCAGCGACGAGCUGUCCAGCGCGCUGAACCCGGCGGUGGGCGAGUCGAUGGACACAAUGCUGGAGUCCUGCACGGGCAGGUCCGGCUGUGGCAGCAGAAAGCUUUCGUUUGCCACGGAGCUUUCCGCCGCGGGUUCCUCGGACGGCAAGGAGUUCCUGGAGUUCAGCGGUGUCGUGGAGGUGAGGCAGGCUGUCAGCGCCAGCCACCGCUCACUCAUGGCCGGGACCAGCCAGAGCCUGCCCGUGGUCCAGGAGCAUGCAACGCUGCAGUCUCGAGAGGCCCCGGGCGGCGCCGAGGCGGCACCGUCCAGCAGCCCUGCGACGGCGCAGCAGGCGACGUUGCUCCACCCCGAGUACGAGCUGACGCCGCUCAGAACGCAGACCCUCACGCUGGCCUAUCUGCUCCUGCAGGGGAACGUUGCCGCGGCGCCGGGGGGCUCCUGCUGCUGGUUGCACAGCGCUCUGCUUGCCCUGGACACCGCUCGGGAGGAGCUGCAGCGCAGGCCGUGCAACGUCCCUCAGAGCGGCAUUGUCUGCGGCCAGUGCGACACGUGCGGGCUGUUGCUGACGCACGGCCAGUCCUCCUGCGAGUUCUGCGAGGCCCCCGAGGCCUCGAGCACCGAGGCGGACCUCACGCAUUCGGCGGAUGUCUUCGGUAUCUGA